Messenger RNA from Dunckerocampus dactyliophorus (ringed pipefish), 4438 nucleotides. RefSeq names its product Rab interacting lysosomal protein-like 2 (gene rilpl2). Gene Ontology annotation, molecular function: protein dimerization activity. NCBI's taxonomy places the organism in Eukaryota, Metazoa, Chordata, Actinopteri, Syngnathiformes, Syngnathidae. The coding region runs from base 340 to 930 and encodes 196 amino acids. The transcript has 4 exons. The record is from RefSeq and is a predicted model, not a curated record.
UGGAGUGGCAUGGUUACGUGAAACCCACUAAAGUAUUAUUAUUAAAGUUAAAGUACUUUCGAUGAGCUAGACGGGGAAACUAGUUUGAGUGGGAGCGACUGGUCUUGACUCGCGUGUGUACUCUUUGUGCUCACCUGUAGCUAGGAUACUUAGCCCUCCUCCGCUAACCGGCAAAGGACGCCAUUGGCGGAAGAGUGAUGGGGGAUGUUCCGCUCCUCUGGAAGUCACCCGCUCCCACCAUAAACACCAUUAGAAACCAACGACGAAGAUAGCGAACGACUUUAAGGAGUUUCCACACACUCCUGUUGAGUUUUUGUGAGCGGUGGGGGGGUCACUAACAUGGACUUCGACGAGGAGUCGUCGCCCGCCUUGGCGUUCGAGAAGGACGCCUUCGAGCUGACGGUUGAGGACGUGUAUGACAUCUCCUACGUCAUAGGACGAGACUUGUUGAGGAUCAGCCGCACCGGAGAAGAAGUGUCCGACCUGCAGUUUAGGAUAGUCCGCGUUUUAGAGAUGUUCGAGACCCUGGUCAACAAGUACAAUUUGUCCCUAGAGGAGCUGAAAAUGGAGCGGGACAACCUGAAGACCGAACUGGACCGCAUCGUCACGGAAAGAGCCACCGUCCAGGGAAGGCAAACAGUGGGCCCAAACCAGCUGGUGGUGGACCUAAGUGACCCCAACAGGCCACGCUUCACCAUGCAGGAGCUAAAGGAGGUUCUGCAGGAGAGGAACCAGCUGAAAGCACAGCUCAUGGUGGCCCAGGAGGAGCUGCAGCUGUACAAGAGUGGGAUUCUGCCACCAGGGCAAGCUGCCAUGGUGGAAGUGGACCUGGAUGCACCAGCAGCACCAGAAAACGGUCCGAUGGCAAACAACCAUUCAAAAGAGGAGAAGACUGCCAUCAGUAAACUGUUUUCAUUUAAGCGGAAAUAAAGAAGACGUUGAGACGUGUGGAAGACAAACUGGAUUUGUUAGCAGGUUUCUUAUCGACUUAACACGCACUUCUAUAUUUUUGUACUUUUUUUUUUUAAUGUAAAGCUAACAAGGUAUGUCUAUAUAAUUGAGAAGCUCUCUGGACACUUCAUUAGGGACACCUACGUAUUCUAAAAGGGGACACACCUGACUGCUGGGACGUCAUGAAAAAGCCGCUUUUGCAUAAUAGCAGACCUUGUCUAAAACGAGAAUUACUGUGAUACAACUUUUGUAUCGGAUCGAAUUCAGCGUUGCAGGUCAAGCUUGCGAUGUUUGUUUUUAACUUUGUGUGUUCCAGAUGAAAACAAAAUGCUGUGCAUGUGAAUGUUUGUCUUGAUGUAACAAUGAAUAUUACCGACUGCACACGGCAGCUCAUCAUGUGUUUUUAUUCCUCAGUGUACAGCACAGUUCAUAAUUUACAUGAGCGGCCAUGUUAGACUAUAGGUCACGUUCCUAUUCAUGAUAGUGGGGGCUACAGUUUGAUAAGCAGUUAAAAAAUUUUUUACAAGUCAUUAAAAAAAUGGAAGGACAACCAAACAAAAAAAGCACCAGUUAGUAUUAGGGGUGCUCCAAUCGAUCAGCCACUGCAUAUGCCGAUACUUGCUUUUUAACGCCGAUCAGCUCUGUUCCCAUUGCAGCACCCAGCCUGUAGCGACCGUCUCCCGCCCACUUUGCCUUCACAAAGCCGAAAACAAACAUGUCGGCCGUGUGGGACAGGACAUGACUGGAUGGCCGGUCGUCGAACGGCGACACUGGAUUUGCAGACUGCCUGGGGUGCUGCUGGGGUGCUAUCAAGCUGCUCGUGCAUCCAAAGUCUCCUUAAAGAAGGCGCCUCAUACGCCAAGUUUCACCAGUGAUUUAGAAAAAGAAAGUCAAAUAUGUUUGUCUAAAUUUUAUGGUUCCCCUUUUAUAUCAUACAGCCCAGGGGUAACCGACGCGAGCCCCCACAACCACGUGAGGUGCCUGCAAGCCUGCUUUUUCAUGCUUGAAAUAAGUUAUGAAAAUAAAUGUUAGAAAAAUUAGGAGCUCUUGGCAGUUUUCAUUUACAAAAUUACACUUAAUGUGAUCGGUAUCUGCUUCGGCAGCAUAAAAACCUGAUUGGAGCAUCCCUAGUUAGUAUCCAUGCAAAGUAUUCAGUGCUUGAGCCACGGGUGAGCCAAGAUGGACGCCCUGCUGCGGUCGCCGUAGUCAUAGAGCAGCUCCUCGUCGGCCUCGAUGUCUUUGGACGCCACCAGGAUGAGGUGAGGGACGCUGUCGAUUGCGUGCAGUUUGGUCUGGCAGUUGCCCGCCUUGCUAUGGUUGAUGAGCCUCCCCAGGCGGCUCGUCUCCUCGGUGGCGUCCACGCUGCGGGCGGUCGUAAAAUGGAAUGUUAGGACAACACGACCCUGUGUGACAUGGUCCUUAAGUCGUGACCAACCAGUAUGUUUUGGAGUGGUACUGGAAGUAGUACAUGUAGCAGCCAGUUCGGGGGUCCUGAGCGUAGCGGGCCUCUCGCUGCUUGGCCUCGGCCAGCUCCAACAGGUCGCCGUGGUACUCCACCACAAAGUCGCCCUUCGUGAAGCCUCGGGACGCAAACACGCCUCGACCUUUGCCCUCGAUCACUCGCACCUGUGUAUCACAGGUAGCUGACGCGAUCAAGGACAUCGCACAACAGUUUCACACCAGCAGCUGCAUAGCCAUGCCAACAUUCUAUAAAACGCAUGCAGAGGUAGAAAAAGCCGCUGAAAGCUGACAUCAAAAGGCAGCUAAUGCCUUUUGAGUUGUGGGACUACAGCAGGGGAGUCCAAAGUGCGAGCUGCUGCGCACUCUAAAAAUAAUUUUACAAGAAAACUAAAAAAAAAUAAAAAAUAAAAAUCCAGCAAAAAUUUAAAAAUCAGCAGUAAUUUUAUGAGAUUUUAAAAUUAUGAGGAAAAAUAACGUAAUUUUUCCAUAAUAUAAAGUUGAAAUAUUAAAGAGACUUUAAUUUGUAAAAUUGUGAAAAACAAAACACAGAAGUUGUCAUUUUUAGAAAAUGUGGAUACAAUGUCAUCAAAAUAAAGUCAAAAUAUCAUGCCAAUAAUGUGGCAUUCUAACAAGGAAACAAGCUGCACAUUUACGUGAAUUAACUUGUAAUAUGAGGAAAAAUGGCAUUUUUAGUAGCAUGGAGUUGAAAUAGUCUUAAUAUGAAAAAUGAACAAAACAAAAUAAAGUUGUCAUUUUUGGAAAAUUAGGCUGCGGAAAAUGUUAUGGGAAUAAAGUCAUGAAGAAAAAUUUCCCAAAGAUGAUUUAAAAGUUGAAAUAUUUGGAGGAAAAAAAAAUAAAAUAAAAAGGCUUUUUCACCUACAGUAUAUUACAAAGCUGAGAUGCAAUUCCUUCUUCAAGUCCACUACUCACACUUAGUUCGGGAUAUUUCAGAUACAUUUCAGGAUGAACCUAAAAUGUGCUACUGUAUAAACUUUACAGGUGAACAUUUGAGCUUCUCCGAUUUUGAAUGCACAUGUCCAACACGUUCUAUACUUAACGCACAACCUCCAUGUUCUCCAACAUAGCUGUGCACAUCCCUAACUAUUUGGGAGUAGCGUAGAACUUUUUAGCAUGACUUGUUUACAAAAAUAUCAAAGUGGCCCUUGCGUUCUUUUAAUUUUUUUUUUAAUUCAUGUGACUCGAAAACUAGUCUUAAACAAAAAAAAAGACUGGUUUUUGGGGUCUUGAGAUUUAUAAAUGUAAACUCCAAGCAAAUCAGAGCUUUUCUUCCUGUCACACACACACACACACACACACACACACCAGUGAGUCAUUCUUCCAAUUUAAGAUAAUGGCAAUCAAAGUGGAAUCGAACAUGAUUUUCCAAAAAAAAUAUUUGACGUGCCGUCCGUUUACAUCUGCUGGAGAAGAGCGAGCUAUAAAAGCGACGAGCAUCUCGUGACCUCCACUUCAUAUUGUGUAGCGUGGGGAAUUCCGCCCACAGCGCAGACUCGCAGGUACAUUUUCAUGCCCGGUUCCAUCUAUUGACCCAUUCUUCAGACGAAAUGGACCUCCCAUUAUGAUUAAAUUCAUUAAAAAGUUUAAUUUGUACAUUUUGAAUUGUACCUUUUGUUUAUCGGAGGAGUUGAAUCAGAGCAACUGAUCAUAAAGAUGUUUCACCUCAACUCAAAGCCUUUAGAUACGCUGCAUUUUUAAAAUUUGUGGAUAAACAACAUUCGAAAGUAAGCGCCCUCUAUGCAGCUGUGCAGUUGUUGCCAACAGGCCCUUUAAAUAUGUACGAUAUUUAAGACGCUUUAGUUGAACAAUUUCCACAAGUUGGGUGGCUGCUGGUCACUGAGGGGCGAUGAUGGCUCCCCGCGGCCAAAUCACUUGAAUCCACCGCAAACACUACAGUGUGUAUCCAGACUCAAAUACUAGUAUGGGUUGUCAAAUGUUUGUUUUUUUUGGUUUGUAGUAGAAGUGUGUUCAACUAUGCCAAGAUGCAAUAAAAGCACUGCAAAUCAUU